Molecule: messenger RNA, 213 nt
Organism: Penicillium concentricum
Lineage: Eukaryota; Fungi; Ascomycota; Eurotiomycetes; Eurotiales; Aspergillaceae
Exons: 2
Coding region: 1-213 (70 amino acids)
Source: RefSeq, a predicted model, not a curated record
AUGUUUCCAGAUACACAUGGAUAUGCCGAGAACUCCGGCUUUUAUAUUUCACUAGUCACAAUUCAGUACUCUACCCACAACUAUACUUCAGAAUUGGCCGCUAUGCCAAUUCCAUAUAUACAACGGCCUCCAGGGCCGGUCAUAAGACCUGAGUGGCACAGCGAGACAUGGUGCCGUGUGCGCCGGAGCUUCGGAGCGCGGGGAAUGGCAUGA